Messenger RNA from Elgaria multicarinata webbii, 2942 nucleotides. RefSeq names its product transient receptor potential cation channel subfamily C member 4 (gene TRPC4). Lineage: Eukaryota; Metazoa; Chordata; Lepidosauria; Squamata; Anguidae. Gene Ontology annotation, molecular function: protein binding; store-operated calcium channel activity; inositol 1,4,5 trisphosphate binding. The transcript is spliced from 10 exons. Gene Ontology annotation, biological process: regulation of cytosolic calcium ion concentration; calcium ion transmembrane transport. Gene Ontology annotation, cellular component: plasma membrane; cation channel complex. The coding region runs from base 2 to 2923 and encodes 973 amino acids. The record is from RefSeq and is a predicted model, not a curated record.
UAUGGCCCAGUUCUAUUACAAGAGAAGUGUCAAUGCCCCUUACAGAGAUCGUAUCCCUCUUCGCAUCGUACGAGCGGAAUCUGAGCUUUCACCUGCUGAGAAAGCCUAUUUGAAUGCUGUGGAAAAAGGAGAUUAUGCCAGUGUGAAGCAAGCCCUGGAAGAAGCAGAAAUUUAUUUCAAGAUCAACAUUAAUUGUAUCGACCCUCUUGGAAGAACAGCUCUCCUCAUUGCAAUAGAAAAUGAGAACCUGGAGCUCAUAGAGCUGGUCUUGAGCUUUAACGUCUAUGUUGGGGACGCCUUGCUGCACGCCAUCAGAAAGGAGGUGGUCGGAGCUGUGGAGCUGCUGCUGAACCACAAGAAGCCCAGUGGAGAAAAGCAGGUGCCACCCAUACUUCUGGAUAAGCAGUUCUCAGAAUUUACACCAGACAUUACACCCAUUAUCCUGGCUGCCCAUACAAACAAUUAUGAGAUCAUAAAACUUUUAGUACAGAAGGGUGUUUCAGUCCCCAGACCACAUGAAGUUCGUUGUAACUGUGUGGAGUGCGUCUCCAGCUCGGAUGUGGACAGCCUCCGCCAUUCCCGAUCCAGGCUAAAUAUCUACAGAGCUCUUGCAAGCCCAUCAUUGAUUGCCCUGUCAAGUGAGGAUCCUUUUCUUACUGCUUUCCAGUUAAGCUGGGAACUUCAGGAACUGAGCAAAGUGGAAAAUGAGUUUAAAUCUGAAUAUGAAGAACUGUCACAGCAAUGUAAGCAAUUUGCAAAAGAUCUCUUGGAUCAGACACGGAGUUCUAGGGAACUGGAAAUUAUUCUUAACUACAGAGAUGAUAACAACCUAAUAGAGGAACAGAGUGGUAAUGAUCUGGCUAGAUUGAAACUGGCAAUUAAGUACCGUCAGAAAGAGUUUGUUGCCCAACCAAACUGCCAACAACUCCUUGCCUCUCGCUGGUACGAUGAGUUCCCAGGCUGGAGGAGGCGUCACUGGGCUGUGAAGAUGUUGACUUGCGUCAUCGUUGGAUUCCUUUUCCCCGUCUUCUCUGUCUGCUACAUGAUAGCUCCCAAGAGCCCGCUGGGGCUGUUCAUCAGGAAACCGUUCAUCAAAUUUAUCUGCCAUACGGCAUCCUACUUGACUUUCUUGUUCCUCCUGUUGCUUGCCUCUCAACACAUUGACAGGUCUGAUCUUAACAUGCAGGGGCCUCCGCCUACUAUCGUCGAGUGGAUGAUAUUACCGUGGGUCCUGGGGUUUAUCUGGGGUGAAAUUAAACAAAUGUGGGAUGGCGGCCUGCAGGAUUAUAUUCAUGACUGGUGGAACUUGAUGGAUUUCGUAAUGAACUCAUUAUACCUAGCAACGAUAUCUUUGAAAAUUGUUGCAUUUUCAAAGUACAGUGGGCUGCUCCCAAGACAGAGUUGGGAUAUGUGGCACCCGACAUUGGUGGCCGAGGCACUGUUUGCUAUUGCAAACAUUUUUAGUUCUCUGCGCCUGAUCUCAUUAUUCACUGCAAAUUCUCAUCUGGGACCACUGCAGAUCUCGCUUGGAAGAAUGUUACUGGACAUUUUAAAGUUUCUUUUCAUCUACUGUCUUGUGCUGCUAGCUUUUGCAAAUGGACUUAACCAGCUAUAUUUCUAUUAUGAAACAACUGAACCCAAUCGCUGCAAAGGGAUACGGUGUGAAAAUCAAAACAAUGCAUUUUCAACUUUGUUUGAAACCCUCCAGUCACUGUUUUGGUCUGUCUUUGGACUUAUCAACCUGUACGUGACCAAUGUUAAAGCACGGCAUGAAUUCACUGAGUUCGUUGGGGCUACGAUGUUUGGUACCUACAACGUCAUCUCUUUGGUUGUCCUGCUCAACAUGUUGAUAGCGAUGAUGAACAAUUCCUAUCAGCUCAUUGCUGAUCAUGCAGACAUUGAAUGGAAAUUUGCUCGAACAAAACUUUGGAUGAGUUACUUUGAAGAAGGAGGAACUCUGCCCACUCCUUUCAAUGUUAUACCAAGUCCAAAGUCCUUCUGGUACCUGGUGAGAUGGCUGUGGAGACAACUGUGCAGGAAGAAAAUUAGAAAGAAACCUGAAAGUUUUGGAACAAUUGGGAGGCGUGCAGCUGAUAAUUUAAGAAGGCAUCAUCAGUAUCAGGAGGUCAUGAGAAACCUGGUUAAGAGAUACGUGGCAGCCAUGAUAAGAGAUGCUAAAACCGAAGAGGGGUUGACAGAAGAGAAUUUUAAGGAAUUAAAGCAAGAUAUUUCCAGUUUUCGUUUUGAGGUUCUGGGUCUGUUAAAAGGAAACAAAUUGUCUAAUUUGCCUUCUUCAAAAAUCAGCAGAGAAGCCUCCUCUUUGCCAGAAUCUGAUGAAGGGAGUGAAAAUGGAGGAAAUGAGAAAGUUCGGAAGAAAAAACUUAGCCUUUUUGACAUAACGACAAUGAUUCACCCCGGAGCAGUGGCCAGAGCCUCUGACGCCCACAGCCAGAGCAAUGGGUCAGCAAUGAUGGCAGCAGAGACCGCCAAGGAAAAGCAAAAGAAAGUCAACUUUGUGACUGAUGUAAAGAAGUUUGGUUUCUUUCACAGACAAUCAAAAAACAGCUCUACUGAGCACAGUACAAACAAAAUCUACUCCAUUUCUGAAGAAGUUUCCCGUCAACAAGCUGAAGUACAGUGUGAGAAGGUCACUGAGUUGGGAGAGAAAGCGCUGGUUCUGAACUGUGAAUUAAACACUCAGAGUCCCAUUGAAAAGGGCACAAUGGCCACGUAUAAACAAGCUAAAAACAAGACUUUGGAUUCUAAAUUGGCUGUUUCUUCUGAAAUGAAGAAGACCAAGACACAGGACACUGAUCUGCCCGUGCCAAAGGGUUUACUGGACAAUCAGCAAGACUUCAGUAGUGACUCCAGUGUGAAACAAGAGACAGUUGUUCAGGACACUUACCUGACAACAAGGUUGUGAUGAGUACAUGCAGAGCCUA